GUAAGGAACGGGUGGGGGGAGGGCGAUGCUGGCAGUCUCGGAGUAAGUCAGAUAAACAGCUCUUCUUGUUCCCUGCUGUGGGGGGGUUUAAAGCCUGGUGGCAGACAGCCAGCACCAGUGAUGGCACCAACUGUCACUGGCAGCCCCUCACUCUCUGCUGCCACACGGGCUGGAGCCUGUGUGUGUCUGUGUGUGUGUGUGUGUGUGUGUGUGUUGGUUUGUACAUUUAAGUAUUCUCUUACCAUUAGAAGUAGUGUAGUAGAAAGCCUAGGCUGAAAUAUUCACUCUUAAAUUAAUUAGGAUAUUUUCUGAUAUUAUUAUUAUUAUUAUUAUUAUGUAAAUCACUGUUUGGGAAAUUAAUUCAAGGUCACAUUUGAAAUAAUCUAACUAAUUCGCAAAGUAGGGGUGGGUGGAUUAUUUUUAAUAUGGAUACUACCAAUUAGAGCCGAAACGUUGACAGAAAACUAAUCACCAACCCUUUGAUAAUUGAUUAAUUGCUUAGGUCACAAGCAAAUAAACAGAUUCCAGCUUCUAAAAUCUUAUCUUAACUUCUGUUAGCUCAGCACAAAGACUAAAAACUGGGGAAAACAGCUAGUCCAGUUAACAAAAUGUGGGUAUAGAACCUCUAAAUUGAAUUAAUUUACACAUUUUAUCUCGUUUGUUGAGUUUAGUUGUGGUUUUAUGGAGGUUAAAGUGCUGGCCUGUUUAAUGCCAGGUACAGUGACUUCCUGGAUUCUCUAUUGGUUGCUUGGCAACCUCUUGCUGACGAAAAAAAAUCCAGACAAACACAGCGACACAUAAUCCCCCAUAAACAACAACUUGUGGUCAGUUUGUAUGCAUUAAACAAGUGUUUAUUACUGUACUUUAGAGGUUCUGGUAGGUGAAUUUGGAUACAUUUGGACAGAGCAAGGCUAAUUGUUUCCCCCUGCUUCUGGCACAGCCUGGCAGUGGCUUCAUUUUGAACAGAAGAAUAGGAGUGGUAUCAAUCUUCUCAUCGGACUCUUAGCAAAGAAAAUGAAUAACUGUUUUUCCCAAAAUGGUUGGUGUACACUACCAGUGGGGUCCCAGAACCAUUAUACGCAUCAAAAUGCUGCAAUCCCCAAAUUAAUACUAACAUUUUUUUCGUUUGCGCUUGUGUUUGGAUUCAUUUUUAGGUUUGAUAUUGUCGGUUCCUCCAGAAUAACUGAAUCUGGUCUUUGCUCUAUCAAAAUUGACUUUAAAGUCUUUGCUGUCUGCCACAGAGAUCUCUAUAAAAACGCAGUCCCUCCUACCGUACCACUUGGCAGUUGCCUGCUGCAUGUCUCAGCAUUAAGUGAGCCUCUUUUUUUACAGACAGAAUUAGUGUUGUUGAAAGAAAAGUAAUGCCUGCAAAAAAAACAAGGACUGCUGCCCACAAAUUACCAAUGCAAACGCUUCUCCACCUGUGGAUCUUUUUGUGUAUCCCUGAAUGAGAAAGGUGGCGCUUUGCUCGAGUUACUGCACAAGCUAGGAACAACUCUGGCUCUCAGGUUCAGAAGCUGCUGUUUCCCCAUCUGACACUGAAGGCAACGGCUCAGGAAGCUUGGUGACCAGGAACUUGGUCACAACCUUAUAAGACACUCAGCUACUUCCGCUCCGCCACCCACUCCUCCAUCCCUCUCCGUUUCUUUAUCAUAUUUAAUCACCUGCAGUCAGUGGUCGGGCAGAUCUCAGCUUGGUAACGAUUGGCUGUGCAGAGGAGAGGGCGGGGCCUCCUCUGAUGCAUCACACACGUACCAGCGCAGCAGGACAGAUCCUCGCUCUCUCUCACUCUCCCUCCCCCUCUCUCUACCUCUCACUCUGCCUUUCAUACAUACGCCAGAGCGCAGACUGCAGCAGAACGCAGGGCCACAAGGAUUUUCCUCCUCAUACAGGAACAGCCGAGAAACCAGAGAGACAGUUAGCUGUUGAGGAGGAGAGAGACAUAAUUCAUGGAGGAUCCACUGAGGAGUACCUGACACACAAGCUGCCGAGUGUGUAGGUUUGCAUCUGGCUCUUGGAAGCAGUUGUGUGGAGUCCCAUACGCACACAUCCCUCCUUCGGGACCGGCCCACUCCCUCCCUACCUGCCCCUCAUCCUCAUUUAAGGAUAGGAUGCCCGGCUCUGUGCCUCUGUGCUGAGGAGGCGUCGGCGGGCAGCAGCAUGGGCGCUGUGCUGGCCGGCAUCCCCACCACCCCCUCCACCACCGAUCUGCCACCACCACGCUGCCCCACCGAGACGGGCGCUCCCCCCAGCCCCGCUGAUGGGCGAAGACAUUGACGCCACCCCGACGCUCAACCACCGCGGCUUCCUCCCCGACCACAACUAUGUGACUGAAGCAUUGCCUGGUGCUGAAGUGGCGUGUCUGCCAAACAAUUAUCCAACAGUGCUGUAAAGGCUGCUCAAACACAAUGUGCCUCUGGCUGCUCCUGGCUAUAGCCUGAAGAGCUCCGCCCAUCCUGUCCACCCCUCUCCACCCUGGAGUCCUCCCCCAGGAUGUUGAGCCCCAUCCAGGUCCUGUGCUCCGACAUCACUACCCUUUCUCUGGAGCCCGAGCCGUUUGCCUCUUACACUGAAGCUGAUAUCAUCUCCACUGUUGAGUUCAACCACACAGGAGAGCUCCUGGCCACAGGGGACAAAGGGGGCAGAGUGGUCAUCUUUCAGAGGGAACCUGAGAGCAAGAUUGAGCCAUUCUCCCAGGGAGAGUACAAUGUCUACAGCACCUUUCAGAGCCAUGAGCCCGAGUUUGACUACCUUAAGAGUCUGGAGAUCGAGGAGAAGAUCAAUAAGAUCCGAUGGCUGCCUCAGCAGAACGCCGCACACUUCCUCCUCUCCACCAAUGAUAAGACCAUUAAGUUGUGGAAGGUGAGUGAAAGAGACAAACGGCCAGAGGGAUACAACCUGAAGGAUGAGGAGGGUCGCAUCAAGGACAUGUCCACUGUCACCUCCCUACAGGUGCCGGUGUUGAAGCCGAUGGACCUGAUGGUGGAGGUGAGCCCGCGGCGAGUGUUCGCCAAUGCCCACACCUACCACGUCAACUCCAUCUCCGUCAACUCCGACUAUGAGACCUACAUGUCAGCCGAUGACCUGAGGAUCAACCUCUGGCAUCUGGACAUCACUGACCGCAGCUUCAACAUUGUGGACAUCAAGCCAGCCAACAUGGAGGAUCUGACAGAGGUGAUCACAGCGGCUGAGUUUCACCCCCACCACUGUAACUUGUUUGUCUAUAGCAGCAGCAAAGGCACCCUGCGCCUCUGUGACAUGAGGGAAGCAGCACUGUGUGACAAACACUCAAAAUUGUUUGAGGAGCCCGAGGACCCCAGCGCCCGCUCCUUCUUCUCUGAGAUCAUUUCCUCGGUGUCAGAUGUCAAGUUCAGCCACAGCGGUCGCUACCUGCUCACCAGAGACUACCUGACUGCCAAAGUCUGGGACCUCAACAUGGAGAGCAAGCCCCUGGAGACAUACCAGGUUCAUGAUUACCUCCGCAGCAAGUUGUGUUCCCUUUACGAAAACGACUGCAUCUUUGACAAGUUUGAGUGUGCCUGGAACGGCUCGGACAGCGUGAUCAUGACCGGAGCCUACAACAACUUCUUCCGCAUGUUCGACCGGAACACGAAACGCGACGUGACCCUGGAGGCAUCAAGAGAGAGCAGCAAACCCCGGGCUGUCCUGAAGCCACGAAGGGUCUGCGCCGCUGGAGGAAAGCGCCGGAAGGACGACAUCAGCGUGGACAGCCUGGACUUCACCAAGAAGAUCCUCCACACAGCCUGGCACCCGAAUGAGAACAUCAUCGCCAUCGCCGCCACCAACAACCUGUACAUCUUCCAGGACAAACUCAACUCUGAGAUGCAUUAAUGAACGGAUGUCAGCGGUAGAUACAAACGAGUUUACACCUGAACACACAACUAUGCCAGAAUGUACACAUUUAUGGACAUAUACCCACAGGAAUAUGCCUAACACGCACUCACACACGACCAGAAAACAUACACACAUCUAGGUCUACUCUUUGACACACUCCCUCACCUCCUCUCCCCAGCCUCCCAGAACUGAAAGGACCUAGAAAGGGCUAGAAAGGGAACAGGCUGGAUUACGCAGUGGAUUAUGGAUUGCAAAAUUGUCCGAACUGUGGAUUUCUUGAUUGUUAACCUCUGGAUUGUGCUUGAUGGUGUGUUGAUUGCUACAGCUCAGCUUCUGAGGGGGAUAAACCCUUCAGACCAGAGAGACGUUUACAUAUUUGUCUUUUUGGGUUUUUUUUUUUUUUUUUUGGUUCUUCAGGCUCUUUUGCUUUCUCCACCUCCUCCUCCUCCUCCUCCUCCUCCUCCUCCUCCUCCUCCUCCUCCUCUCCUUUCUGUAUUUGUGCGCUCGAGCAAAGCCUAUUCUUAUCCCUUGCCCACUGUUUUGUGUAACAAAAACCCUCUGUGGUUGUCAUCCAGCGGCAGUGAUAAAAAAAAAAUGGGCCAUUUAUGUAACUGGCCGUUUGUUUGAGUUCGGAUCAGCUACCCCCACUUCUGUUUUUGUAACUUCUUGUUAAAUGAUGUUAAUGAUGGUAAUUAUGAUGACAAUGAGAAUUUAAAAUGAUACUGUGUAAUGUGCAAGGAUGAACUCGGGACCCUCCCCCUUAACCUAAGUGCACCCAGACGCCUCUGAGCUCAACUUCAGUGAGGUAAAACAUUUACAGUGCUGCAGAUAGAAGCAGAAGUUAAUAGGUUAUUACCCCGUGGCCUAAUAUGAGGACACACACUCAUAUAUCUGUUCCACGCACUGUGUUUCAGUCAUUAAUGUUUUCUCUGCUGAAAUAGGCCCUUAAACGUCUCAGAUUGUGGAUUCUGCUUCUGGUCUGGGGUUGCGUCGUGUGCUACUUUGCCGUUAAAUACAACUCGAAUCAAGCAAAAAAAACAAAAAAACAAAAAAUGAAGUAAAUAAUUUCAACAAUCAAGCAAAAAGAUGCUGCAUGUAAAACCAAUUUAGCCUAGGUGUUUAUAAAUUGACUGACUGACUGACUUGGCUGCCUUCUUAACCAUUUAGACCCAGCUGUACAAAGGCUUCAGGGGCCCCGGGGGCCCCAUGCAGCACGAGUAACGAUAGAUGACCGAGCUCUCCUACCUUUAUUUGUGUCUUCGGGCACUGAAGCAUGUUUACCAGUGUUCGGUUCAUACACUUACAUGUACAUUUUGAAUGAAGCCGUCCAAGAAUCAGUUUUUCUCUCGACUGAAACUGAGAACCAAGAAGAAUGGGGAAUGUUUUCAUUAAUGUUGUUCUCUCAAAGAAAAAAGAAAAAAAAACCUAAAGGGCCUAAAUGGUGUCUGUAUAUAUCAACUUUUGACAUGUUUUUUUUUUUUUUACAUCCAUAAAUGGACUUCGGACUCGAUCAUCUGUAUCGAUGAUUGCCUCCAAAGCUGCAGCAGAGAGAUGGUCCUUUAAUCUCUUCAGCCUUCCUCACUGAUUACUUUGCGGAUGUGCAGAAGCUUUUAUUUUUAGAGAACAAUUUAUGUUAUUUAUCCUUUCUUUUUCCUGUCAAUUUUACUCCACGUCCCGACCAAACUAAUGUUGAUUCACAUAUUUUUGUGUUAAUGUAUGUUGAUAACAAAAUUGUCAAAUGGACAGUUAUAAAUAAUGUUAAUAUGUUUUUUCUGAAUAAAGAUUUCAACGAAAUUGCAUCCAAUGAGCGUACAUCUGUGAUUUUUAUUGCAAUGUAAUUAAUUAUGUAAGACUGAUAAUAAUUGCCAGUGCCAUUAUGGAAAUGUGUACGCUUUAUAGCUUUCAGUUUAUAUGGGCAUAUAAGGGGGGGUCAUCAUUACAGUCUGUGAUACUACUCGUGUGUCUGAGGCACCACCUUCUGUCCUAACCCACUUAUUACAUCUGGAAACAAAAUUAUUUCCUCCUUAACCUUUUCUGUCAUCACCCCCUCUGGAAGCCUUAAGAAAUUACACAUCAUCUGUUUGCAACUAGUGAUAUUACAGGAGAAUCUAACAGUAAGAGUGGGGUUUUAUUGCUAUAACAUUACUACAUGAUCUGUGUGUUUCUUUUUUUGACUGUUUCUCAGCCUGUUGUGCAAAUAAUGUGAAACUUUGCCCGACUUUCUACUCACAAAAAACAUAUCUCUCCUGCUAUUUCAACAGUGAACUAGAAAGGGUUUAUUUUUCAUGUUUUGGGUUUCACUAAUGUGUUUGAUUAUUUUUUCUUUUCUUCUCUGUUUAAAGUCUGUCCAUCUUGUACUUUACAGGCAAUAUUGCUUUCUGAAUAAAUCUUUCUAACCUGAA
This is a messenger RNA of Dicentrarchus labrax (European seabass), 6257 nucleotides long. RefSeq names its product serine/threonine-protein phosphatase 2A 55 kDa regulatory subunit B gamma isoform. Gene Ontology annotation, molecular function: protein binding; protein phosphatase regulator activity. Lineage: Eukaryota; Metazoa; Chordata; Actinopteri; Moronidae. The coding region runs from base 2494 to 3852 and encodes 452 amino acids. The transcript is spliced from 13 exons. Gene Ontology annotation, cellular component: protein phosphatase type 2A complex; cytosol. The record is from RefSeq and is a predicted model, not a curated record. Gene Ontology annotation, biological process: peptidyl-serine dephosphorylation.